CUCUGCCCCUCAAACCCUCCUCCUGGGUUCUGCGCUCCUCCCUCCGCGGGGCCUGCCUCCUCCCUCCUCCUCUUCGGGAGGCAUCACUUCGUCCGGACCCGGAGGAGGACGCGAGCCCCUCGCCGGCGGUCACCCGAGCCCAGCGCCAGGGCUGCCACCGCGCGCAGCGCCGCCGUGCGCCCUCGGUCCCCGCGUCCUCCGUGCGCCGCAGGGAUGGGGCCCAUCCGACCUGCCCUUGCUCCCUGGCCUCGUCACCUGCUGCGCUGCGUCUUGCUUCUCGGGGGACUGCAUCUCGGCCACCCGGCGGACGCCGCCGCCGCCCUCCCGGAGCCCGAUGUCUUCCUCAUCUUCAGCCAGGGCAUGCAGGGCUGCCUGGAGGCCCAGGGCGUGCAGGUCCGAAUCGCUCCAGCCUGCAAUGCCAGCCUCCCCGCCCAGCGCUGGAAGUGGGUCUCUCGGAAUCGACUCUUCAACCUUGGUGCCAUGCAGUGCCUGGGCACAGGCUGGCCGGUCGCCAACGCCACGGUUUCCCUGGGCAUGUAUGAAUGUGACCGAGAGGCUUUGAGUCUUCGCUGGCAUUGCCGCACGCUGGGGGACCAGUUGUCCCUGCUUCUGGGGGCCCGAGCUGGCAACGCAUCGAAGCCUGGCGCCCUUGAGCGGGGUGACCAGUCCCGCAGCGGCCAGUGGACCGUCUACGGCACUGAGGAAGACCUGUGUGCCCGGCCGUACUAUGAGGUCUACACCAUCCAGGGAAACUCCCACGGAAAGCCCUGUACCAUCCCCUUCAAGUACGACAACCAGUGGUUCCAUGGCUGCACCAGCACGGGCCGGGAAGAUGGACAUCUGUGGUGCGCCACCACCCAGGACUAUGGCAAAGAUGAGCGCUGGGGAUUCUGCCCCAUCAAGAGUAAUGACUGUGAGACGUUCUGGGACAAAGACCAGCUGACUGACAGCUGUUACCAGUUCAACUUCCAAUCCACACUGUCCUGGAGGGAGGCCUGGGCCAGCUGCGAGCAGCAGGGCGCAGACCUGCUGAGCAUCACUGAGAUCCACGAGCAGACCUACAUCAACGGACUCCUCACCGGCUACAGCUCCACACUGUGGAUUGGCUUGAAUGACUUGGACACCAGCGGAGGCUGGCAGUGGUCAGACAACUCGCCCCUCAAGUACCUCAACUGGGAGAGUGAUCAGCCGGACAACCCAGGGGAGGAGAACUGCGGCGUGAUUCGCACCGAGUCCUCAGGCGGCUGGCAGAACCAUGACUGCAGCAUCGCCUUGCCUUAUGUUUGUAAGAAGAAGCCCAAUGCCACAGCGGAGCCAGUUCAGCCAGACAGGUGGACCAACGUCAAGGUGGAGUGUGACCCCAGCUGGCAGCCCUUCCAGGGCCACUGCUACCGCCUGCAGGCGGAGAAGCGCAGCUGGCAGGAGUCCAAGAGGGCGUGUCUACGGGGUGGGGGUGACCUGCUCAGCAUCCAUAGCAUGGCAGAGCUGGAGUUCAUCACCAAACAGAUCAAACAAGAGGUGGAGGAGCUAUGGAUAGGCCUCAAUGAUUUGAAACUGCAGAUGAAUUUCGAGUGGUCUGACGGGAGUCUCGUGAGCUUCACCCACUGGCAUCCGUUUGAGCCCAACAACUUCCGUGACAGCCUGGAGGACUGUGUCACCCUCUGGGGGCCGGAAGGACGUUGGAACGACAGUCCCUGUAACCAGUCCCUGCCAUCCAUCUGCAAGAAGGCGGGCCGGCUGAGCCAGGGCGCUGCGGACGAGGACCAUGGCUGCCGGAAGGGUUGGACGUGGCACAGCCCAUCCUGCUACUGGCUGGGAGAGGACCAGGUGACCUACAGUGACGCCCGGCGCCUGUGUACUGACCAUGGCUCUCAGCUGGUCACUAUCACCAACAGGUUUGAGCAGGCCUUCGUCAGCAGCCUCAUCUACAACUGGGAGGGCGAGUACUUCUGGACCGCCCUGCAAGACCUCAACAGCACCGGCUCCUUCCGUUGGCUCAGCGGGGACGAAGUCAUGUACACGCAUUGGAACCGGGACCAGCCUGGGUACAGACGUGGGGGCUGCGUGGCCCUGGCCACGGGCAGUGCCAUGGGACUGUGGGAGGUGAAGAACUGCACAUCGUUCCGGGCUCGCUACAUCUGCCGACAGAGCCUGGGCACGCCGGUGACGCCAGAGUUGCCUGGGCCAGACCCCACCCCCAGCCUCACCGGCUCCUGCCCCCAGGGCUGGGCCUCAGACCCCAAACUCCGACAUUGCUAUAAGGUGUUCAGCUCCGAGCGGCUGCAGGAAAAGAAGAGUUGGAUCCAGGCCCUGGGGGUCUGCCGGGAGUUGGGGGCCCAGCUGCUAAGUCUGGCCAGCUAUGAGGAGGAACAUUUUGUGGCCAACAUGCUCAACAAGAUCUUUGGUGAAUCCGAGCCGGAGAGCCACGAGCAGCACUGGUUUUGGAUCGGCCUGAACCGCAGGGACCCGAGAGAGGGUCAGAGCUGGCGCUGGAGCGAUGGUCUAGGGUUUUCCUACCACAAUUUUGACCGGAGCCGGCAUGACGACGAUGACGUCCGAGGCUGUGCGGUGCUGGACCUGGCCUCCCUGCAGUGGGUGGCCGUGGAGUGCCAGACGCAGCUGGACUGGAUCUGCAAGAUCCCUAGAGGUGUGGAUGUGCGGGAGCCGGAUGCUGGUCCCCAAGGCCGGCCGGAGUGGCUCCGCUUCCAGGAGGCAGAGUUCAAGUUCUUUGAGCACCACUCCUCGUGGACGCAGGCCCAGCGCAUCUGCACGUGGUUCCAGGCAGAGCUGGCCUCCAUCCACAGCCAGGCAGAGCUGGACUUCCUGGGGCAGAACCUGCAGAAGUUCUCCUCAGGCCCCGGGCAGCACUGGUGGAUCGGCCUGCACACCUCGGAGAAUGAUGGCCGCUUCAGGUGGUCAGACGGUUCUGUCAUCAACUUCAUCUCCUGGGCACCCGGAAAACCUCGGCCCAUUGGCAAGGACAAGAAGUGUGUGUACAUGACAGCCAGCCAAGAGGACUGGGGGGACCAGAGAUGCCAUACAGCCCUGCCCUACAUCUGUAAGCGCAGCAAUAGCUCUGGGGAGACUCAGCCCCAAGACUUGCCACCUUCAGCCCUAGGAGGCUGCCCCCCUGGCUGGAACCAGUUCCUCAACAAGUGUUUCCGAAUCCAGGGCCAGGAUCCCCAGGACAGGGUGAAAUGGUCAGAGGCCCAGUUCUCCUGCGAGCAGCAAGAAGCCCAGCUGGCCACCAUUGCAAACCCCUUAGAGCAAGCCUUCAUCACGGCCAGCCUCCCCAACGUGACCUUUGACCUGUGGAUUGGCCUGCACGCCUCUCAGAGGGACUUCCAGUGGAUUGAGCAGGAACCUCUGCUGUACGCCAAUUGGGCGCCAGGAGAGCCCUCCGGCCCCAGCCCCGCUCCCAGCGGCACCAAGCCGACCAGCUGUGCGGUGCUGCUGCACAGCCCUUCGGCCCACCUCACUGGCCGCUGGGAUGACCGGAGCUGCAUGGAGGAGACCCAUGGCUUCAUCUGCCAGAAGGGCACAGACCCCUCGCUGAGCCCCUCCCCGGCAGCUACGCCUCCUGCCCCCGGCGCUGAACUCUCCUACCUCAACGGCACCUUCCGGCUGCUGCAGAAGCCCCUUCGCUGGAAGGAUGCCCUCCUGCUGUGUGAGAGCCGAAAUGCCAGCCUGGCACACGUCCUUGACCCCUACACCCAGGCCUUCCUCACGCAGGCUGCACGAGGCCUGCGGGCACCACUGUGGAUCGGGCUGGCCAGUGAGGAGGGCUCACGGAGGUAUUCCUGGCUCUCGGAGGAGCCUCUGAAUUACGUGAGCUGGCAGGACGGGGAGCCUCAGCAGUCGGGAGGCUGCGCCUACCUGGACGUGGACGGAAGCUGGCGCACUGCCAGCUGCGACACCAAGCUGCAGGGGGCGGUGUGUGGGGUGAGCGGGGGGCCCCCUCCUCCCCGAAAGAUAAGCUACCGCGGCAGCUGCCCUCGGGGACUGGCGGACUCGUCGUGGAUUCCCUUCAGGGAGCACUGCUACUCCUUCCACAUGGAGCUGCUGCUGGGCCACAAGGAGGCGCUUCAGCGCUGCCGGAGAGCGGGUGGGACGGUUCUGUCCAUUCUUGAUGAGAUGGAGAAUGUGUUUGUCUGGGAGCACCUGCAGACCGCUGACACCCAGAGUCGAGGUGCCUGGUUGGGCAUGAACUUUAACCCCAAAGGAGGCAUGCUGGUCUGGCAAGAUAACACAGCCGUGAACUAUUCUAACUGGGGACCCCCUGGCCUGGGCCCCAGCAUGCUAAGCCACAACAGCUGCUACUGGAUCCAGAGCAGCAGCGGACUGUGGCGACCUGGUGCUUGUACCAACAUCACCAUGGGGGUUGUGUGCAAGCUCCCUAGAGUGGAAGAGAACAGCUUCUUGCCGUCAGCAGCGCUUCCCGAGAACCCGGUGGCCCUGGUGGUGGUGCUGAUGGCGGUGCUGCUUCUCCUGGCCUUGCUCACGGCAGCCCUCAUCCUCUACCGGCGCCGACAGAGUGUGGAGCGCGGGUCCUUCGAGGGGGCCCGUUACAGCCGCAGCAGCAGCUCCGGCCCGGCAGAGGCCACUGAGAAGAACAUCCUGGUGUCUGACAUGGAGAUGAACGAACAGCAAGAAUAGAGGCGAGGGCGUGGUCAGGGCAGAGCCGGAGCUGGGGAGACAGGGGCCCCAGGCCGGCAGGUCCCCGUCACGCCCCAGUCUAGUUGGUCUGUGGAUGGCAGCCCUCAGGCGUUGCUACUGGGAACCAGGGGCUGAGCGUGCGAUGGCGUGGGAGUGCCCAGCCUCCCACAAAGGCUAGGCUGAGCCCUGGCGAUGGAGCAUUUCCCCUUUCUCCUGGGCCUGGGAUCUUGUCACCUGGGCCUGGGCCUCCACGGUAACUGAAGGCAAUGUGAGAAGGGAAUCGAGCUAUUUCUGCCUUUUUCUCCCCGCAUCCCUGAGCCUAAGCCUGCUGACCCAACCUAGAACCCUUUCCUAUUUGCAGGUCUGGAAAGCCUGCCCCGUUCCCUCUUCCUGUUUUUGGCUCCAUCAGCUCUGUCUCUCCAUCCUGCCCUCAUGCCUUUUCUCACUCAGUGCCUCCUUCUGAGCCAAGGCCCUGGGACUUCUCUUUCUCAGUGUGUGUGUGGGGGGGUCAGCUGAAGGGGCCAAGCAUCUGUCACCCCCGGCACCUGCUGGAAUGGACCAACGUUACGGUGGGAGGGGGCCUAGGUGGCUCAGGUCUAAAAACCAGGGUCCCCGUGUGGUGUCUGCUGGAGUAGCGAUGGAAUGGAACUGUGCGGAGAGACACCUUAUCCACUCAUGGGGGUGUUGUCUCCUGCUGGUCGGGGGAGGGCUCUGUCCCUGAAAGAGUCCCCUGUGGGGACCAAUCUAAGUUCCCUAAUGUCUCCAGCUUUGGGCUCUGGUUUGGAGAGAGGGAAGAGGGUCACGGGGGCCCUGGAGAAGCUGUAGCCUUGGAUAGCACCAGGGGCUAUCUAUCAUCUCGUGUGGCCUAAGAGGAAGAGUGGCUCCUGGAGCCACUCAGCAUCUUCUCAAGAACGGACCCAGCCAGGAUGGAGAGUGCCAGUCCCCGUGUCCCAGGGCGGGGGCAACGUGAACAAAAACUCAAAGACACAGACCCUCUGUUGUAGUUCUUGAUUUUUCUAAAUGUGCUAUUAUUGUUUUCUAAAAAAGAAGGAAAAAAAAUAAAGAAAAAGAAAAGCAAACAAAUAAAAACCUUCCAGAGGCUUGAGAAA
This is a messenger RNA of Meriones unguiculatus (Mongolian gerbil), 5765 nucleotides long. It is a transcript of the gene Mrc2, whose product is annotated as mannose receptor C type 2. The record is from RefSeq and is a predicted model, not a curated record. Lineage: Eukaryota; Metazoa; Chordata; Mammalia; Rodentia; Muridae. Gene Ontology annotation, molecular function: signaling receptor activity. The transcript is spliced from 30 exons. Bases 214 to 4656 code for a protein of 1480 amino acids.